CAUUCAUUUGCUAUAGAAGUCUUUUUUUCUUUAUACGUUUAUCAUAAUCUAAUAAAACCAAACAUGUCAAAGAUUCCUAGAAAUUUUAAACUCUUGGAAGAGUUAGAAAAGGGUGAAAAGGGGCUUGGAGCUGAGUCUAUUUCAUACGGUUUAUCAAAUCAAGAUGAUAUCACCAUGACUUAUUGGAACGGUACCAUUUUGGGCCCUCCACAUUCAACUCACGAGAAUAGAAUCUAUUCGUUACAAAUUGUAUGUGACAAAACUUAUCCGGACAAACCGCCACAAGUGAGUUUUGUGUCCAGAAUCAACUUGCCUUGUGUUGAUGAAACUGGAAAGGUUGUCGUAGAUCGUUUCGAUACUUUACAAAACUGGAAGCGUGUUUAUACUAUGGAGACUGUUUUGUUGGAGUUACGUAAAAAUAUGGCUGCACCUGCUAAUAAGAAGUUACAACAACCUCCUGAAGGUUCCACUUAUUAG
Molecule: messenger RNA, 477 nt
Organism: [Candida] anglica
Lineage: Eukaryota; Fungi; Ascomycota; Pichiomycetes; Serinales; Debaryomycetaceae
Source: the annotation of a GenBank genome assembly